AUGGCCAGUCAGCACGACAACAAUGGUAACUUCAACGAAACCUCCUUCGCCGACGACGGACUCCACAACAAUAAUAAAACAAUAGAUCAUGACCAGGGAGAGAGUGACGCUGCUAUAUUGAUUUCCGAGGCUACUGCUGCGGCUGGGAUGGGGUUGGUUGAGCUUAGGAGGAUUGAAGCUUCCAGGGAAGUUGCUGGAACGCUUGCGAAAUCGCCUAAUGUUACUUAUCUUCCUGGUGGAAACAACAUGAUGAUGGCUCUUAAUCCUGCUGGUUGA
Vicia faba (fava bean) is the source of this 276-nucleotide messenger RNA. The record is from the annotation of a GenBank genome assembly. Lineage: Eukaryota; Viridiplantae; Streptophyta; Magnoliopsida; Fabales; Fabaceae.